Molecule: messenger RNA, 2550 nt
Organism: Acanthosepion pharaonis
Lineage: Eukaryota; Metazoa; Mollusca; Cephalopoda; Sepiida; Sepiidae
Source: the annotation of a GenBank genome assembly
AUGUUCUUUCUUCUUUAUUUUUCCGUUUAUGUUAUUAUUCCUUUCUUCCUUUCUUUCUUCUUUUCUUUCCUCACACCUUGCUUUUCCUUUCUUUCUUUCUUUCUUUCUUUCUUUCUUUCUUUCUUUCUUCGUUUCUUUCCUCACCCCUUGCUUUUCCUUUCUUUCUUUCUUUCUUUCCUUCUUUCUUUCUUUCUUUCUUUCUUUCUUUCUUUCUUUCCUCACCCAUUGCUUUUCCUUUCUUUCUUUUUUCUUUCUUUCUUUUCUUUCUUUCUUUUCUUUCUUUUCUUUUUUCACCCCUUGCUUUUCCUUUCUUUCUUUCUUUCUUUCUUUCUUUCUUUCUUUCGUUCUUUUUUCUUUCUUUCUUUCUUUUCUUUCUUUGCUUUUCCUUUCUUUCUUUCUUUCUUUCUUUCUUUCUUUCUUUCUUCUUUUUAUUUCCUUUGCUUUUCCUUUUUUCUUUCUUUCUUUCUUUCUUUCUUUCUUUCUUUCUUUCUUUCUUUUCUCACCUCUUGCUUUUCCUUGCUUUCUUUCUCAAUCUUUCUUUCUUUCUUUCUUUCUUUCCUCACCCCUUGCUUUUCCUUUCUUUCUUUCUUUCUUUCUUUCUUUCUUUCUUUCUUUCUUUCUUUCUUUCUUUCUUUCUUUCCUCACCCCUUGCUUUUCCUUUCUUUCUUUCUUUCUUUCUUUCUUUCUUUCUUUCUUUCUUUCUUUCUUUUCUUUCCUCACCCCUUGCUUUUCCUUUGCAAGUUCUUUAUUGCUUUGUUUCUUCUUCUUUAUCUCAUGUGCGUUUAUUCUUCAUUAUUGUUCCGUUUGGUUAUCCUUCCUUCCUUCCUUCCUUCCUUCCUUCCUUCCUUCCUUCCUUCCUUCCUUCGAAAUAUUUUGUUCUAUGGACCGUUCUCCGCUUUUUUAAAUUUCUGCGCUAUUAUUUUUCUUUCCUUGAAUCAUUCUCGUUCUUUCUUUCUUUCUUUUUUCGUUCUUUCUUUCUUUCUUUUCCUCUUGAAGUAUAAUUUAACUUCUAUAUAUCAUAGCAUACAAUUACGUCCAUUUCUUUGCUCACUUCUUCAUCUCAUGUUCUUUCAUUGUUCUUUAUUGUUCAGUUUGAUUGUCAUUCCUUCCUUCCUUCCUUCCUUCCUUCCUUCCUUCUCCUUUGCUUUUCCGUUGCAUGUUCUUUAUUUCUUUGUUUCAUUCUUUUAUUUGUGUCAUUUAUUUCUUUAUUUAUCUAGGACUGUUAUUCUGCCUUCAUUUCAUUCUCUGAACUUUUCUUUCUUUCUUUCUUUUCCUUUUGUUUUCUUCAUCUCAUGUUCUUUCAUUCUUCUUUAUUUUUCCGUUUGCCUAUUAUUCCUUUCCUUUUCCUUCCCUUCCUUCCUUCCUUCCUCCCUUCCUUCCUUCCUCCUUCCUUCCUUUCCUCCCUUCCUUCCUUCCUUCCUUCCUUCUUCUUCCUUCCUUCCUUCCUCCUUCCUUCCUUCCUUCCUUCCUUCCUUCCUUCCUUCCUUCCUUCCUUCCUUCCUUCCUUCCUUCCUUCCUUCCUUCCUUCCUUCCUUCCUUCCUUCCUUCCUUCCUUCCUCCCUUCCUUCCUUCCUCCCUUCCUUCCUUCCUUCCUUCCUCCUUCCUUCCUCCCUUCCUUCCUUCCUUCCUUCUUCCCUCCUUCCUUCCCCUCCUUCCUUCCUUCCUUCCUUCCUUCCUUCCUUCCUUCCUUCCUUCCUUCCUUUGUUUUUCUUUGUCUGUGUUUUAUUUAUUCUUCUUUUAUUUUUCUAUGAUUUUUAUUCUGUCUUUGUUUUAUUCUCUGAACAUUUCUUUCUUUCUUUCUUUCUUUCUUUCUUUCUUUCUUUCUUUCUUUCUUUCCUGCUGUUGUUUCUUUCUUUCUUUCAUUCUUUCUUUCAUGUUGUGUUUGUUUUUUUUUUGUCUUUUUCAUGCUGUGUUUUUUUUUUUUUCUUUUAUUUCUUUUUCUUUCUUUCUUUCAAUCUUUUUUUUUCUUUCUUUCUUUCUUUUUUUCUUUCUUUCUUUCUUUUCAUGUUGUGUUUGUUUGUUUUUCUUUCUUCUAUCUUUUCAUGUUUCUCAGUGUUUUUCUUUCUCAAUCUUUCUUUCUUUCUUUUCUUUCAUGCUGUGUUUGUUUGUUUCUUUCUUUUUUUCUUUCUUUCUUUCUUUUUUCUUUCUUUCUUAUCUUUCUUUCUUUCUUUCAAUCUUUCUUUCUUUCAAUUUUGUUUCUUUGUUUCUUUGUACCUUCGUGUUUUGUUUGUUUGUUUCUUUCAUGUUGUGUUUCUUUCUUUCUUUCUUUCUUUUCUUUCUUUCUUUCUUUCUUUCUUUCCUGCUGUGUUUGUUUGUUUGUUUCUUUCUUUCAUGUUGUAUUUCUUUCUCUCUUUCAUGCUGUGUUUGUUUCUUUUUUCUUUCUUUCAUGCUGUGUUUCUUUCUUUCUUUCCUUUUCAAUCUUUCUUUCUUUCUCAAUCUUUCUUUCUUAAUCUUUCUUUCUUAAUCUUUCUUUCUUUCUUUCUUUUUUUCUUUCUUUCUUUCACCUUCGCUAUCUUCAGCCUGUCUCUUUUUAUUUUAAUUUUCCAUUAG